AAUGGAGGUCUAUAGCUGGUAGACUGAUAAUGUAUGGUGCUUUUGCACAAUAACUUGUACUCUAUUUGGGAAUAUAAUUUCAUGGGCAUUUAAUAAUGUAGAGAACAGCAUUUUUUUCUUUGUAUUAGGGGACCACCUUAUUAAGCCUGCUGAGCACAGAAAAAUAAUACUGUUGGGAAAAAAAAAGGAAAGAAAAGUAGCUUUGGUUGCUGAAGCUCUCUGUUGCUCAGGCAAUCCAAAUAAGGGAGAGUAUUUUAAUAACUCUGAUAUUUGAAAGAAAAGAUAAUUGAGAAUAAUAACGUUUUGAUGUCAUUGUGACCCUGGCAGUCAGUUUACCGUUUUACAGCCCCCUAGUUAAAUCCUUUUAUUUUCCUCUGGGGCUAAGGUUGUUGAGAGGGCUCCUUAGUGCUCCUCACAGGGUGUUUAUGAAUUUCUACCAUUUUGCGAGUUUAUGUAGUUGGUAACGUGAUUGUGACCCGCUCAGAUCAAGCGUUGCUGUGUUUAAAACGGGCCAUUAUUUCUAGGAGGUAAAUAGAUGGUGGAGGCAAGGAUAUAAGUUUAAGUUUAAGUUUUACAUAACACCUUGGAGGUCCUGGAUUACCUUUUACAAUGUACAGAAAAUCGCUUCACUUGCAGCCAAACGUGCACAUGUAUUUUUCAGUGUACAAAUAAAUUCAUCCUAAAAUAAGUAUGAAAAAUGUGCUUGAUUGGGAACUGUGAAAGUCAAUAUUUUCCCUUCUGGAUUUCGUUUGAAGAGGGUUUGGUAAACAGAAGUGAUACUUCAUUAGAAAUAUCAUAACUAGGCUUCCCGGCCUCUGAAUUGUCCUAUACUGUCGGAGAAGAAUUCAAGGACAACUCUUUAGCCAUCAAAUUAUACAUGAAAUGUCUGUAACUGGCCUUACGUUUCAACAGACCUAACUCAGUUGUCUGGGAGUCCCCGGAAAGGCCAGCCUUAAGAGAUUAUUAAAAUAUCAGUAAGCAUGUUUCUGUGACUCCUGGUACAGAGUUUGAUUCACAUCCCUUUUGUAUAAAUGUGCCUUUAUUUUUUUUCCAUUCUGAAAUGUCAAGUGGAUUUUCUGUUUGCACUUACCUUGAAUGAUAGUUUUUGAUGACUAACGCAUGGUUAACACUGGCUCAUUUUGUUUCCUAUAAGAAGUUAGUCGAUAAACAUGUUUUUACUAAAAGCCUGAAAUUUAGUGAAGGUAGGAGUGAAUGUUAAUUCUUUCGUUUAUAGUCGUCUGCAAGUAACACAUAGUUUAGACUAUGAAAAGCUUAAAUACUUGUGUAAGAUGACAUAGUACAGCAAGGCAGGAUAUUAUUUUUAUAGGGGAGACAUGAUUUGAUUUCCAUUGCUUUAUAUCUUUUGAUAUGUGCAGCUUAACUGCUUCAAACAGCAGAUUUAGUUCUGCUCAUACUUCCAAACUUAUCAGAAGCAGGCUCUCCUUAUUUUGUGAAAAGCAUUGAAAAUAAGAAAUCAUAGAAAUCCCAAUAGAGAUAAUAAUUUCUGUUCUAGGGCGUUCCAUACAAGACUGCCCCUUUUUAAGGAAUUUUGUAGUCCUCAAUUAUGCUGUUCAAAUUUUAGUUUCAUUCAAUUCAGUUUAAUAAAAUACACAUUCAGAAUUUAAGAGGUGGUAUAAUAAUGAGUAUACUCCAUGCUAGUGUUGGAGAAUAUUUUCAGGUGUUGGCCAAAAGAGUUGUAAUUGGAUCAAGGUUUUAAAAAUAUGUAAAUACUUACAAUUACAGGAGUAAUAAAAAGGUUUAGGUAACUAAUCUUUAUUGGUGGAAAUAGUUUUCAGAAAUCUCUUUCCUGUUUCAUAAUUUAUGUAUCUUUGUCUUUAUCAGUGUAGUAAUAUAUUUUAUAAUCCUUACAAACCUGAAGUUUUCAGGCCAAUGUACUGUAAAUAUGUGUACUACCUAUUACCAUCUCAAAUGUACUAAAACACAUUUUAGAACUAUUAAAGACAAAAGAGCAACAAACAUUAUAUUCUCUUUGACAUAUUUGAUGCGAGCAGAACUGAUUCAUUGAUUUUUUUAUAGCUUUUAAUGCAUCGCAUUUGUGGAGUAAUGAAAAUGCAAUGGUAAUGGCAAUAACGUAAGCAAAAAUUGUAUCCUAAACCUGAAAAUUACUUUUCAGAAAAUUCAUUGUAGUGUAAUCACAGUUUGAGGCUUUCGGGGGGCAGAAGUUCCCCUGAUGAUGGUGUUUGGAUUCAGGCUAAGAGGAACUCCUUUUUUUCUAUUUAGGUGUUCUUUAACGGACACAUUUUGAAUGAGUAAUUUAGCAGAAGUUUUUAGUGAUCAUUGUCAUAGCUGCUAAUCUGUAAACAUUUAUGCUUCUAACAUUCGAAGAAAAUGUAUUUUUUCUGUCACUGCGUACGGCAAAUUUUCUUUUAUUGCACCCUUAGCUUUGGCCUACUCUCCUCGAAGUGUUUAUAUUAUAUCCUGUAUCCAUAUUAUUUAUAUAUUAUCACCUCUUUACUGACUGUCACAUCAGUAUUACUUAAGCCAUCUUUCUGUCUUCCACUAUUAAUAGUAUUGUGUUAUGUUGCCCUGCUGUGCUUUUUAAAUAUUAAGGGUUCCAUUUUUAGCAGAUACAGAAAACAGUCCAUAGGCUAUUUUCUGGUAUGUUGUUUGUAUGCUUUUGCAAUACAGAGUCCACUCUGCCUUGCUUUAUCCUUGUGUUUCUUCCCUCCAGUGGAACACAGCAAGUUAUGUUAACUCUUCGAGUUAGUCUAACUGGUGUAGCAACACAAAUGCUUUUGAAAUAAGUAGGCAUACCAAUGUGAGAGUAAAUUAAUAUUUUACAGCAUUUGCAUCAUGUUUGACUGUUCUCUGCACUUCAGCAGAAUAGGAGGAGACUGUAAUUUGGACUCUAUAAAACCUUAUCUGCCAGGUGAUAGGUAAAUAGGAUGGUGUGCACAUACAUCGAUACACAAGGCAACACUCUCAACUGUUAGCUCAUAAAGCAAGCACUUUGCAAAUCCACGGUACCUGCACCUUGUUUGAAAAUGAUGAUCAAGUAUUUUGAUGCUUCAUUUGAGAUGUUACUAGAUAAAAUCAAGAUUUCUACCCCGUCCCAGGCCCUUAAAACAAGUGCUGUGUAAGAAUAAAUAGAAUAUUAUGAGCUUCUAUUUAACUUGGCCACUAUUUAUAUUUGUAACUCAACAAGCUUCUUAGUGAAGGACAGUGUCUUCCAAGGACUUGAGAGACGUUAUAGUCUCGAACAGCUUCGUUCUUUGUCUGUCUACACUUACUGAUUACAUGUGGGGAAACCAAGGCCUAGAAAACUUCCUUCUUCUGCAUAUCAGUCCCAGGCGUGCAGUAGAUGCUUAAAUAAAUACUUGGCGAAUGGAUUAGCUAGAAGUAAGAAUACUUUGGCUAUUAUUCAUUACUUUGCAGUGUUGGAAAGCAAUCGAAAUUAUUUUCCUUUCCAGCUGGGCUGUGCUCUUAAAAAUAGUGAGUGUGUAUGGAUGAAAAUAAUCAUGAGAUGUGUUGCCAUGUACCCAAGGAUAAUUGGCUCACUUACCUGUUUACAGAUUAUUCACAUUGGAGAUCAUAUUCAUAGCUCCAGAAUAGUUCUUUUCUGGCACCCAAUAUAAUCCUGGGCCUUCUCCUUCCUACUGUUACCUGGCGUGGGCUUAGGAAACCCAAACUAAAUUUAAAACCAGCCUAAACAAAUAUGCAGAUCAGCUCCAGUAAUCAAAGGCUGAAAAAACUCAGUCCAGCAAUGACUAGUUUGGGGAUUAGUUUAUAAUAACUGUGCUACUGAUUUUAUUUAAUGUGGACAGUUGGGAACUACCAGUAUUUAAAAACAUGAUUUAAAUAGAUAGUGCUGGAAACUAUGUUAGCAGAUCGAGUCCUCAACUUCUUCCAUUUCUAUGCAUAGGUCUUUACCUCACAAAACCUACUACAAGCACCAAGCUCCCUGAUGGAAAGGAGGAUCGUGCAGCAAAUCACCAGGGUGGUCCAUUCAAGCUGCAGAUUUGUCUGGCAUCUUGGGACAGCAGGCUCGUCCUCCGCAGCCACUGCAGGAAAGUGCGUCACCCAUCAGGUCACAGAGAGCGCUGGUGGACGUCUCUCCUUGCCCCAAGAUCUUCGGUGGAAGUCCACGGGACUUGGUGUCUGUGCCGUUCAAAGUAUAUAUGAACUCGCCAGGAGGCAUAAUGCGUCACCAUUUAAUUCUGGGCCACCCUAAAGGAUGACACCCAGCUUCAGAGACCACCUCUUGGACAUCAUCCCUGAGAUCCAGUGUUGUAGCUCCCCAUUGUCUGAAAUCCGUUUCUGACCGAGUGUGAGCUGCCUUAGGCUUAGGCAUUCAAUGGCCAAGACCAUGUUGCAGCGCCACACCUUUUGUCCCUUUCAGAGCAGCAGCUCGCUCUGAGCUCUUGUUGAGUCUUUUACACAGAUAUGCUAGAAAACAGGCACCAACCCAUUCUUUCCAUCUUGGCAUUUUCCCACAAGCCUAGUCCUGGGAUGACCUGGAGCGGAGAGGCAGUGGAGGAUAAAUUCAUCUUGUACAGACUUGUUCCUGCUAGUUCUAGCCUGUCUCUCGCCACAGAUCUAGCUUUUAAAUCCUCAAGUGAUUGGUUUUGCGUAGGAAUGUGUGGAUUGUUGGAUCGCAAUAAUUUUCUCCCUGAAUUUCUAGUGUUUAUAUAAGCAGAUGUAUAUAAAAAAAGUUCUGUCAUUGGUGUAAACAGCAGGGCCUAUUUUUAAUAGUUACAGGUGCUUAAAGAUGGUGCAGAAUAAAAAUGUAAGUGUUUUUUUUUUUUUUAUUGCAAGUUGCAACACAACCAAAAGUCUAUAUUAAUGUUUUGCCAGGAAAGGGUCAACACGGAAAAUUUGCAACAAAGACAAACUAGAAUAGAACCAGUGCAAACAGAAGCUGACAAAUAUAUGCCCCAUGUUGGGAGUUCAGCCCCUGGAAUGUUAUGUAGGACAAAAGGAAUGGAAGAGGUAUUUCAGUAACAUUUUGUUCUGUGUCAAAAACCUUGUGAAAUAUAAAUCUGCUGUGUAUUGGAGAAUGGAUACAGCAAUUGAUUCAGGUUGAAUAGCUUUCAUUUAACUAGAAUAUCCCACAGAAAGCCGUUCUUGUUCUGACAACCAUAGUUUUGUUUUUCUUGACUUAAAGAAAAUUGAAUUCAUGUUUACAUAUUUUAUAGGAUUGUUUUACGGACAAAGACACAGGUCAAAUCCCAUCCCAGCACAGUGGCUAUUGUUAUAGCAAAUAGAAACAUUUCUAAAUGAAAUAAAACCCAUUUCUAAGCCAUGGCCCUUGGCCCAUAGUAAUCAUACUACAUUGGUGUUAUGAAACCGUUUGCAACUAUCAAUAAUUCAGUCGUAGAUGUGCUUUUUUUCUAAUUCUGUUUUUAAAAAAUAUUCUAGUCUCUGGCCAACACACAUACCCAUGCAUAUACUUCACUGAUUUGCAUAGUAGAGAAGGAAGAAUAUGAAUAUGUAUAGUAGGAGUCAACUUUAUUUUGGACUUUCUGGAACAGAUCACUUUUUUUUCCUCCACAUGAUGGCUCCCUGAAUUGCUUCCAAUUAUUGAACUUUCAUAAUUGCCCACAACUCUGUCUGUGUCCUUCUAACGGUCUUGCCAUGUCAACCAACCCAGCCAAAAGCUAGUAGCCAGUGAUAGUGGUUUAAGAAGCUGGACUUCAGAAUCCCCCUGCCAAGGGUAUUCUGUUAUUCUCCAUUUGUACACUUCUCAAGAAGAAAUUAGGUGCUUGUUGUUGAGUUUUUUCAAUUCCCAUCUCAUUCUGGCAUUGAUCUUGGACUCAUUUGCAAACUAUUACUCCUGAAACAUUUUGGCUCUCUGUGACCUAUUGUUCAGUAGAAUCUGAGGUUUUCCAGGUACAUCAAAGACUUAAAUUUUAGGGAAAUUGAUCAAAAGAAAACUUCUCUAGGAAUAAAUGUCUUUUAGGUUUUAGCUCUAUUCUACCUUCAGGGUUCUUACCUGGAUGCCUUAUAGUUUAUUUCCUUUCUGUAUUUAUACUGAUUUGAUACUUGGGUUUACUGUUUUCUGUUUGGAAACAGCUUUUAAAAAGUAACACAGAGCUUAAAAAUAUAAAACAGUUCCAACCUGCUCCAUUCUUACCUUGACUGCCUUUUCUGCCUUAUUGCUAGACCACUGCUCCUCUUUCUGCUUCUCUUCUGGGAUUUUAUCUGCUCAGCGAUUGUAGUGUGUGAUUCUGAAUUCUAUGGUUUGAGUUUCCUGACCAACUUCUCUUUGCAUCUGAGUCUAUUUCCUGUGCGUAAAGCUUUGGCAUUCCAUUCUUCGAUCCCAGUCAAAAGUGAAACUUUCAGUGCUAAUAAGAUUAGUCCUUGCGACACUAUUAAUUCUUUACUCUCCAUUUCUCACUCCAUUGUUGUUUCUCAAAGACCAACAUUUCUUUGUGAUUAAGAACGUCAUUAGGAGAUGGUAACUACACUUAAUGUGAUCAUUUCACAGUGUGUACAAAUCUUGAACCAUGAUGUUGUACACCUGAAGCUAAUGGAAUGUUUUAUGUCAGUGAUACCUCAAUUUAAAAAAAAAGAGGAGGAAAAAACCCAUUUCAUUUUGGUGUCACUUCUUUAAGACCUCCUGGAUUUUUGUUUUACUGAUACACUCCACAGCUUCAAACUGCAGGAACCAUCAACAGGUCUUUGACAAAUUAGUUGUCCCUACACAUGGUUUACAAUAUUACACUUGCUGUUUAAAAGUAAUUAAGCUUCUCUCAGUGUUCUUUGCUGUGGGUCAGGAACUUUAUUUGCUGUGCCAUCCAACACAGAAGUUAAUCACAAAUGGGUCCUCUGAACCAAAUAAUUAAAAAUAGAGCAAAGUUUCUGAACCAGGCGGUUGGCAGAAAAGUCUGUACUUCCAUCUGUGCAUGGUUAGGAAAAUAUUUCAUGAUACUGAAAUAGCAUCAGCCUUGCUCUCUUUUGUGUGAGAGUGUAUCUGUGUGACUGCAUGUCAUUCAGUGCUCUGAAUGUUUGUUUGACAGUUAGCUAAUCAUAUAUAUAUAUAUGUAUAAAAGUCACUGGCAAAGAAACAGGAAAGCAAAUCCAGGUGUUCUGUGCAUACAUUCUUUAUUUGCUGGUUUCUGUGAAGGGAUAAUGGUCUUGCUGUUGCUUUUCUGUUUAGUGAAAGUUUUCUCUAAGCAUGUGCUUCAGAAACUUAAAGAGCAUUACUUUUUUUUUUUUUUUUUUUUGGUGGUACGCAGGCCUCUCACUGUUGUGGCCUCUCCCGUUGCGGAGCACAGGCUCCGGAUGCGCAGGCUCAGCGGCUAUGGCUCACGGGCCCAGCCGCUCCGCAGCAUGUGGGAUCUUCCCAGACCCGGGCACGAAUCUGCGUCCCCUGCAUCGGCAGGGGGACUCUCAACCACUGCGCCACCAGGGAAGCCCAAGCAUUACAUUUUGACUUGAAAAUCUUUACGUCUUUUGAUUCUCUGUCUAUGAAUAGCCUUUGCUAAUAGCUUUUAGGAGCUGUUCUUAGGUGAAAUGCUGGUGGAUCUGUUUCAGUUUGGAAUAUGGACGGUUAGGAGUUUCUGCUCUCUGGAAGGAGACGUAUGCCUGGAAUAUAUAUCAAACUCAUAAACACUUUAUGACAGAGGUACAGACAUGCAAGUGACUGAUUUUGAGAGAAAUUUAAUCCUUCAGUUUGGAUUUUCCUUUGUUUUCACCAGUAAUCAGUAACUUUCCAAAUAUGUUCAGUUUUGGCCAGUUCUAAACCGAUGCUAUGACUUUAAAAGUAUAUGUUCUAUUUAUAAGGUUCUAAUUGCUAUAUAAAAUAAAGAUUAUUCCCCUCUGGUAUUUCUCUAUUGCAACUCUCUCUCUUUAUCCCUGGAAAAGUCUUAUUUUUUUGUUGAUUUUCUUUCUCCUGGGAGAGCCACUGUAUUAAAUAACAACUAAUGCUCAAUAAAUACACCAAAGGGAGAUUUAAGAAUUAUUAAGAGAAAAAAAAAAAAGGAAAUGUCUUAAUUUUCUUCCUUUGGCUCCGAAACAUAUGUAUUUCUCAGAGUUACCAGUUUCUUUAUGCUUCCGGACACUUAGAGCCUAGGCAUACUCUUAAUACUGUGAUAAUAGAAUUAAAUACUGAAAUUAAGAGCUGUGGAUUGACCAUGCUCACAUAAAUUGAAAUUAAGGAAGGAGGAAUAUCUUCGAUAAAUGUCAUUAUUAAUGUAGCAGCUAAUUCUUGAGUUUAGCUAUGAAGAUCAACUAAAGUUGAUGAUAGUUUGAUUAUUGAGGUACUUUGUCAUUCAUGAAACUCAGAAUUUAAUAGUUUGAUCAUUUGGGCAGUUUGUCAUUCAUGAUGUUUAAGAGACCCUACACAUCUUUCUGUCCAACCUCCUGAAUUUACAUUCAACUUCAUUUUGUUCAUUUCUUGCAAACCUAUGAAUGCCCAGAGGGAACAAUAAAGUUGAAUAAAUUGUGGCCUGUGGCUUCAAACAAAUUAAUCUUUGAUUUCCUUUUCAAUAUUAUUGGGGGAAUAGCUUUUAUUUAUUUUUAUUUAUUUAUUUUUAAAUUUUAUUUUUGGCUGUGUUGGGUCUUCAUUGCUGUGCACAGGCUUUCCCUAGUUGCAGUGAGCGGGGGCUGCUCUUCGUUGCCGUGCGUGGGCUUCUCACUGUGGUGGCUUCUCUUGUCGUGGAGCACGGGCUCUAGAGUGCGGGCUCAGUAGUUUUGGCGCAGGGGCUUAGUUGCUCCGUGGCAUGUGGGAUCUUCUCAGACUGGGACUCGAACCCGUGUCCUCUGCAUUGGCAGGUGGAUUCUUAACCACUGCGCCACCAAGAAAGCCCGGGAUAGCUUUUAAAAAGAUACACAUGGAUUUUGCUAAUUAUUAUUUGCUAAUGUAAGAUAUUAGGAUUUAACAUAUUUUGUGCACUCUGAAUACUCAUAAGGGCGAACGGUAGAUGUCCUAUUUUUUUUUUUUUUUUUUUUGGCCGUACCAUGUGGCAUGUGGGAUCUUAGUUCCCCGACCAGGGAUCGAACCCCUGCCCCCUGCACUGGGAGCACAGAGUCUUAACCACUGGACCGCCAGGGAAGUCCUGAAUGGUAGAUGUCUUUAGACUUUAAAGUUAGUGCUGGAUUGAUCUUCUCUUAUACGAGACAGCUGACAUUGCUGAUAUUAAUUAGACUCCCCGGAAAGGGUGCCUGGAUACUCAAGUUCUUCACACUUUGCUUGUGGGAGUGUUAAAUUUGUUUCUCUCAUUCAUUUCGGCAUCUUCUGGACAACAGUAUAUGGCCUUUCAGUAUAAAAAACUGCAUUUGAUUGUUGAUAUCUUUAUUCAAUAAAUCAUUUGGUUGGCGAAUAUUGAUUUACCAGAUUCAUGAUCCCAAACAAAAGAAACAGCACACACACUAAAGAAAGGUCAUUGUGCAGAGAACCUAUCCUUUUAAUAAUAGUAAUGGCUAGCUGGCAUAUUGAGGAUUUAGGGUAUGUCAGCCACUGUGCUGAUCACUUAAUCUUCACAGUAAACCUAGUUGGUAGUUAUUAUCUCCACUCAACAGAUAAGGUAACUGGGAUAGUAGCUUGCCCAAGGUCACACAACUAGUAACUGGGAGGAUUGGGAUUCAACUCAUACCAUUUUAACUUCACACCCUAUGCUCUUAACUAAUUAUACUUUAUCGCUUACCACCCAUGUCAUCGUGAGACUUGCAAGACUGCUUUCAUGAAUGUGAGCUAUAUACAAAAGCAUAGUUGCAAACCAAGAUAAACUAUAAAGAAUAAGGAUUCAGUGAGCACUCAACUAACUCUCCACCCAGAUUUCAUAAUUACCACGAAUACGAUGUCCUCUCUGUGGGGUCCUCCCCCAUCACAUCACCUUUCUUCCCACCUCAGAAGUAACCACUAAAGAAAAAUGAUGUUUGAAAACAUUUUUAACAAAAGCGCACAAAAACGUAUCCCAGCCAGAUGCUCAUUUUGUUUUCCCUCCUUUUUCUCGUCUCUCCUCGCUGCUCGGCCAUCUCAUCUCUCGGUCAUCCCUCCUUUUUCUCGCCAUUGUGGGGCAUGAAGAGGAACUGAGUCAGAUCUGCGUCAAAAGGUCAGGGAGAGUGUCCUCUGCUGUGAUGUGCAGGCCUAAAUGCCAUGACUGCAUUCUGGAGCAAAAUGAAAGCGUUUAUUUUGAGGCCUCCAGAGUAGUGCUGCUACAGACCAUGAACAAGAAAGGGGAGACCUCAGCCUGCACGAACGGUCUUGAAAUGCAAAUGGUCUUGGGUCUAGGCUUUUUGUAUUGAGUUUCUCUACUGUCUCCCCUUCUGCUCAAGCAAAAUCUGUGUGAAAAGAUCUGCUGGGAAGGAGCUGACUGCUUAUGAUUCUCCAUUGUGAUGAAAGCACAUGGUACAGUUUUCCAAAGAAAUUAGUCCGUUUUCUGGGUGAAGAAAAACCAAUCUGUUUUCACAGGGUACUUCUCCCUUCCCUGUGAAAGGAAGAAAGAACACGCCUGGGCCCAGGAGCGCUCCAGCUUCUUCUGGGAAGUCUCCAUGGUGAAGGACAGGUUGGGGCUACCUGUGAACCGUGCACAGUGAAUGUUAUUCCAGGGCGGCUGCUGGCGGAUCGCACCCACAGGGAGAUGAUUCCUCAUGAAGAGCCUGGAUCCCCUACAGAAAUCAAAUGUGACUUUCCGUUUAUCAGACUGAAAGCAGAGCCAGCCAGAGAGUGAAACGGUCACCGUGGAGGGGGGACGGCGAAAAAUGAAAUCCAACCAAGAGCGCAGUAACGAAUGCCUGCCUCCCAAGAAGCGCGAGAUCCCCGCCACCAGCCGGCCCUCGGAGGACAAGGCCACGGCUGUGCCCAGCGACAACCACCGCGCGGAGGGCGUGGCAUGGCUCCCGGGCCACGCGAGCGGCCGGGGCCACGCGGGCGGGCGGCUAGGGCCGGCGGGGCCCCCGGCAGAGCUCGGUUUACAGCAGGGAAUAGGUUUACACAAAGCGCUGUCCGCGGGGCUGGACUACUCCCCACCCAGCGCGCCCCGGUCCGUCCCGGCGACCACGACGAUGCCCGCGUACCCGCCCCCGCAGUCCGGGGCCCCGGUGUCGCCCGUGCAGUACGCCCACCUGCCGCAUACCUUACAGUUCAUCGGCUCUUCCCAGUACGGCGGGCCCUACGCCGGCUUCAUCCCUUCUCAGCUGAUCUCCCCCACGGCCAGCCCCGUCACCAGUGCGGUGGCCUCGGCCGCGGGGGCCGCCACUCCAUCCCAGCGCUCCCAGCUGGAGGCCUAUUCUACCCUGCUGGCCAACAUGGGCGGCCUGAGCCAAGCCUCGGGACACAAGGCUGAGCAGCAGCAGCACUUGGGCAGGACCGCGGGGCUCCUGCCCCCCGGGUCCCCACCACCCACCCAGCAGAACCAGUACAUGCACAUCUCCAGCUCUCCGCAGAGCGCCGCGCGCCCGGCCUCCCCGCCGGCCAUCCCCGUCCACCUGCACCCGCACCAGACGAUGAUCCCGCACACGCUCACCCUGGGGCCCUCCCCGCAGGUCGUCGUGCAGUACAGCGACUCCGGCAGCCACUUUGUCACCCGCGAGGCCACCAAGAAAGCCGAGAGCAGCCGGCUGCAGCAGGGCGCGCAGGCCAAGGAGAUCCUGAACGGGGAGAUGGAGAAGGGCCGCAGGUACGGGGCGCCCACCGCGGCCGACCUGGGCCUGGUGAAGGCGGGCGGCAAGGCCGUUCCCCACCCGUACGAGUCCAGGCACGUGGUGGUCCACCCCAGCCCUGCCGACUACGGCAGCCGCGACUCCUCCGGGGUGCGGGCCUCUGUGAUGGUCCUGCCCAACAGUAGCACCCCUGCCGCCGACCUGGAGGUGCAGCAGGUCACCCACCGAGAGGCCUCCCCCUCCGCCCUCAACGACAAAAGCGGCCUGCACCUAGGGAAGCCCGGGCACCGGUCCUACGCGCUGUCUCCCCAGCAGGCCCUGGGCCCUGAAGGCGUGAAGGCCGCCGCCGUCGCCACGCUGUCCCCCCACACGGUCAUUCAGACCACACACAGUGCUUCGGAGCCCCUCCCGGUGGGACUGCCGGCCACCGCCUUCUACGCAGGGACUCAGCCUCCCGUCAUCGGCUACCUGAGCAGCCAGCAGCAAGCGAUCACCUACGCCGGCGGCCUGCCCCCGCACCUGGUCCUCCCCGGCACCCAGCCCCUGCUCAUCCCUGUGGGCAGCGCUGACAUGGAGGGGUCGGGGGCGGCCUCGGCCAUCGUCACGUCGUCGCCCCAGUUUGCUGCAGUGCCUCACACGUUCGUCACCACCGCCCUUCCCAAGAGCGAGAACUUCAGUCCCGAGGCCCUGGUCACCCAGGCCGCCUACCCAGCCAUGGUGCAGGCGCAGAUCCACCUGCCCGUGGUGCAGUCGGUGGCAUCCCCUGCAGCCGCGCCCCCUACGCUGCCUCCCUACUUCAUGAAAGGCUCCAUCAUCCAGCUGGCCAACGGGGAGCUGAAGAAGGUGGAGGACUUAAAAACGGAAGACUUCAUCCAGAGUGCGGAGAUCAGCAACGACCUGAAGAUCGACUCCAGCACUGUGGAGAGGAUCGAGGACAGCCACAGCCCGGGCGUCGCCGUGAUACAGUUCGCUGUCGGGGAUCACCGAGCACAGGUCAGCGUGGAAGUUUUGGUAGAGUAUCCUUUUUUUGUGUUUGGACAGGGCUGGUCAUCCUGUUGCCCGGAGAGAACCAGCCAGCUCUUUGAUUUGCCGUGUUCUAAACUCUCCGUUGGGGAUGUCUGUAUCUCGCUCACCCUCAAGAACCUGAAGAAUGGCUCUGUUAAAAAGGGCCAGGCCGUGGAUCCCGCCAGUGUCCUGCUGAAGCACUCAAAGACCGACGGCCUCGCGGGCAGUAGACACAGGUACGCCGAGCAGGAAAACGGGAUCAAUCAGGGAAGUGCCCAGAUGCUCUCUGAGAAUGGCGAACUGAAGUUUCCAGAAAAAAUUGGAUUGCCUGCCGUGCCCUUGCUCACCAAAAUAGAACCCAGCAAGCCCGCGGCCACGAGGAAGAGGAGGUGGUCGGCGCCGGAGAGCCGCAAACUGGAGAAGUCGGAAGACGAGCCACCUUUGACUCUUCCUAAGCCUUCUCUCAUUUCUCAGGAGGUUAAGAUUUGCAUUGAAGGCCGCUCUAAUGUAGUUUGUUCGUUUGCUGUUGGGAUGGCCGAUGAGCCAGUCUCCUUUUCCAUGGCCAGUCUGAAGGCCCCCUUUGGAAGCGCUGUUUACAGUCAUCCUUGCCGAGGUAACAUUCUGUCCUCUGGAAUAGCAAAGCUGAGCGGUUACCAAGCUGGGUGUGUAGGUUUCCUCUGCUUCUUACGUGAACCGCCUACUCGUAAAUCAUCCGGUCCAGGAGUGGGGUGAAUUCUUUAGUCAGUGAACAUUAAACUUGAUACCUGUGCAUUCAGUUCUGUGAAUAACUGCCCUUUUGGCCUUUCGGGGAGGUUUCUUCCUCCUCGGCCUUCACUGCUCCCUGUAAACCCAAAUCAGUGUCAGCUGAAAGGCUCCAGCUGAGCCCAGCCAGUAUUCGUGGUGGCCUUCGGUUAAGAUGAGAGUCCUAAUUUCUAGCCAGUGGGGUCCUGGUCCCAGAGCCAUCUCUGAGAGUCACACUGUUGCAUUUUUUAGUAUCAGCUCACGACCCACCAACCUCCCCAUCAUACGCCUCCCACCGGCCAAGGGAAAAAGAGACACUAGACCUCUGAGGGCACUAUCAGACUGACAUGGCCAGUACAGAGGAGAACUAGGGAAGGAAUGAUGUUUUGCACCUUAUUGAAAAGAAAAUUUUAAGUGCAUACAUAGUUAAGAGCUUCUAUCAUGACAGGAGAACUUUUUUCCAUAUGCGUGCAUACUCUCUGUAAUUCCAGUGUAAAAUAUUGUACUUGCACUAGCUUUUUUAAAACGAAUAUUAAAAACAAUGGAAGAGUUCAUAUUCUAUUUUCUAAUCGUGGUGUGUCUGUUUGUAGGAUACACUCGAGUCUGUUUAUUGAAUUUUAUGGUCCCUUUCUUUGACGGUGCUUGCAGGUUUUCUAGGUAGAAAUUAUUUCAUUAUUAUAAUAAAACAAUGUUUGAUUCAAAAUUUGAACAAAAUUGUUUUAAAUAAAUUGUCUGUAUACCAGUACAAGUUUAUUGUUUCAGUAUACUCGUACUAAUAAAAUAACAGUGCCAAUUGCAAA
Orcinus orca (killer whale) is the source of this 14111-nucleotide messenger RNA. It is a transcript of the gene ATXN1, whose product is annotated as ataxin 1. The transcript has 10 exons. Gene Ontology annotation, molecular function: protein binding; RNA binding. The record is from RefSeq and is a predicted model, not a curated record. Lineage: Eukaryota; Metazoa; Chordata; Mammalia; Artiodactyla; Delphinidae. The coding region runs from base 10666 to 13302 and encodes 878 amino acids. Gene Ontology annotation, biological process: nervous system development; negative regulation of transcription by RNA polymerase II. Gene Ontology annotation, cellular component: nucleus.